Varanus komodoensis (Komodo dragon) is the source of this 2343-nucleotide messenger RNA. RefSeq names its product cadherin 15 (gene CDH15). Gene Ontology annotation, molecular function: calcium ion binding; cadherin binding. The coding region runs from base 1 to 2343 and encodes 780 amino acids. The record is from RefSeq and is a predicted model, not a curated record. Gene Ontology annotation, biological process: calcium-dependent cell-cell adhesion; homophilic cell-cell adhesion; cell morphogenesis. Gene Ontology annotation, cellular component: plasma membrane; adherens junction; catenin complex. The transcript is spliced from 14 exons. NCBI's taxonomy places the organism in Eukaryota, Metazoa, Chordata, Lepidosauria, Squamata, Varanidae.
AUGACGGGGACCCUGCUCCCGCUCGCCGCUGCCCUGCUGGCCACCCUGGCCGCCCAGGAAGCCUCUUGCUCCCGAGAGGAGGUCCCCGGCCACCCCCCGGUGCUGCGCCUGGGGCAGCAGCAGCACGGCCCGGGAAGGGUGAAGCGGGCCUGGGUGAUCCCCCCGAUCAGCGUGUCGGAGAACCAGAAGCGGAUUCCGCACUUCCUGGUGCAGAUCAAAUCCGACCAGGAGCGCCCGGGGGGCGUGAUCUACAGCAUCAGGGGCCCCGGCGUGGACGAGGAGCCCAAGGACGUCUUCUCCAUCGACAAGCUCACCGGGAAGGUCUACCUCAACACGAUGCUCGACCGGGAGAAGCACGAGCGCUUUCGGCUGAAGGCCUUCGCGCUGGACCUGGGGGGCACGACCCUGGAGGACCCCACGGACCUGGAGAUUGUGGUCAUGGACCAGAACGACAACCGGCCGCUCUUCCGGCAGGCCGUCUUCACGGGGCACGUGGUGGAGGGCGCCGCGCCAGGUACCUACGUGAUGAAGGCGGAGGCCACGGACGCCGACGACCCCGAGACGGACAAUGCGGUGCUGCGCUACUCCAUCCUGGGGCCGGAGUCGGGAGCCGCCUUCGCGAUCGACGAGCUGACCGGGGAGGUCCGGACCGCCCAGGCGGAGUUCGACCGGGAGGUGGUGGGCGUUUACAACCUGACGCUGCAGGUGGCAGACAUGUCCGGGGGAGGACUGGCCACCACGGCCACCGCAGUCAUCCUCGUCGACGACAUCAAUGACAACCCACCCGAGUUCACAGAGAAAGAGUUCUCCAUGGAAGCCCCCGAGAAUGAACACGGUGCAGUCCUCGGAAGCAUCGCGGUCCAAGACAGGGACCUGCCCGGGUCCCCCAACUGGCUGGCCAAGUUCACCAUCCUGGAGGGCGACCCCGAGGGGGCGUUUGCCAUUCGCACGGACCCCCUCACCAACGGCGGUGUCAUCUCCGUGGUGAAGGCCCUGGACCACGAGGAGCAGAGCCACUUCGAGCUGCUCGUCUCCGUCCAGAACCAGGCCCCGCUGGACCCCUCGGCCCCAAAGGCGGCCCGAGCCCUGGCCACGGUGCGGGUGCAGGUGCAGGAUGCCAACGAGCCCCCGCUGUUCCCCGAGAACCCCUGGAGGGGGAGUGUGAACGAAGGCGCGCCCCCCGGGACCGAAAUCGGCCUCUUCCGUGCCACGGACCCCGACACCCAGCAGGCACAGCUGCUCAGGUACGCGCCAGCCCCGGACACGGCCGGCUGGCUGCACGUCAACCCAGACUCGGGCCUGCUGCUCGCCCGCCAGACGGUCCCCGCACGAUCCACGUUCCGCCACGGCUGGUACACCGCACGGAUCCUGGCCAGCGACGACGGAACGCCCCCCCUCACUGCCACGGGGACCCUCUCCAUCGAGGUGCUGGAGGUGAACGACCAUGCGCCCCGCCUGCUGCCCGCGUCCCCGGUGCUCUGCAGCCAGGGGGACGGCCUGGUGCUGAGCGCCACCGACGAGGACCUGUCCCCCCACGCGGAGCCCUUCCACUUCAGCCUCGCCGCCGAGUUGGCCCACAACUGGACCGUCCGCCGCUGCAACGCCACCCACGCGCUGCUGCGGCCCCAGGGAGAGGCGGCCGAGGGGCUGCACGUCCUGCCGCUGCUUGUCCGGGACUCGGGGACGCCGCCCCAGGCGCGGGAGCAGCUGCUGAACCUCACCGUCUGCGCCUGCGACGCGGGGGGCUCCUGCCGGGCUCGGGCGGCCGCCGUGGCCGGGGCCGGGGCCGGCCUCAGCUUCAGCGCCUUGAUGAUCGCCCUCGGCAGCGCCGCCCUGCUGCUGCUCCUGGCGCUGCUGGUGGCCGCCCUGGAACGCUCCCGCCGGCGGGCACAGCGCAAGGGGCUCCUGGGGGCCUCCCUGGACGACCUGCGGGACAACGUCUUCAACUACGACGAGCAGGGCGGCGGCGAGGACGACCAGGAAGCCUACGACCUCAACCAGCUGCGCAACCCGGACCGGUUCCCCCCGCCCUCCCCCCGGGGGAAGCCCCCACGCCGGAGGGACGCCCCCCACAGCUACGCCCUGCCCGAGCCCCCGCGGCGCCUGCCCGCCUGCCCGGCGGACAUCGAGGAGUUCAUCCAUGAGGGCCUGGAGGUGGCCGACCGGGACCCCAGCGUGCCCCCCUACGACACGGCGCUCAUCUUCGACUACGAGGGGGACGGCUCGGCCGGCGGCUCGCUCAGCUCCAUCCUCUCCACCGAGGCCGACGAGGACCAGCACUACGACUACCUGCAGGAGUGGGGGCCGCGCUUCCGGCGCCUGGCCGAGCUGUACGGCCAGUAG